Molecule: messenger RNA, 1823 nt
Organism: Drosophila subobscura
Lineage: Eukaryota; Metazoa; Arthropoda; Insecta; Diptera; Drosophilidae
Product: scoloptoxin SSD14
Exons: 4
Coding region: 39-1793 (584 amino acids)
Biological process (GO): glutathione catabolic process
Cellular component (GO): plasma membrane
Molecular function (GO): glutathione gamma-glutamate hydrolase
Source: RefSeq, a predicted model, not a curated record
CAGUUCAGAGUCAACGAUGAAAAUGAAAUCCGACUGCAAUGCGAUAUUUGGAGCUGGUUGGCGCCUUCGGUGACUUUUUAGUCGGCUCCUGCAUGAAAUACGCCGUCUGUUGGAUUGUGCUGGUGGUGGCCAUUGUGGGUGUCACCUUGGGCCUGGUGUUCGGAUUGCGCGGACGCACCGAGGAGCCGCGACGCAUGGGCGCUGUCGCCUCGAACGGCGUGGGCUGUGCCGAAGUGGGCGGCAACAUACUGGACAUUGGAGGGUCGGCGGCGGACGCGGCCAUUGCCACGAUGCUGUGCGAGGGCGUGAUGCUGCCCCACAGCCUGGGCGUGGGCGGUGGCUUUGUGGCGACCAUCUACUCCAAGGAGACGGGCUUCAUUGAGACGCUGGUUGCGCGCGAGACAGCGCCAGCGGCGGCCACACAGGACAUGUUCGUGGACAAGGAGAUCACCGGCGCACUCUCCUGCGCCGUGCCCAGCGAGAUUUAUGGCUACUGGAAGCUGCACGACAAGUACGGCAAGCUGCCGUGGAACAAGCUCUUCCAGCCCACCAUCGACAUCUGCCGCAGCGGCAUCAAGGUGUCGCGCUACCUCGCCGGCGUGCUGGAGCGCGAGGAGGAGCGCAUACGCAGCGAGCCCUCCAUGGCGGAGAUCUUCAUCAACCCGAAGACGGACACCGUCUACAAGCAGGGCGAGGUCAUGUACCGCCACAUGCUGGCCGAAUCGCUGGAAAUCAUUGCCCACGAGGGUCCCGGCGUCAUCUAUCGCGGUGGCCGCGUCGGCGCCAAGCUGGUCCAGGACAUUCAGUCAAUGGGCGGCAUUGUCACGGAGCAGGAUCUGCAGAAUUACGAGGUACGCUGGGAAAUGCCGCUGCAUGCCCGCUUCACGGGUGGCUACGAGCUGUACACCUCACCGCUGCCAACCAGCGGGGCCGUGCUCACGUUCAUCCUCAACGUAAUGGAGCCACUGUACACGAGCAACACGGAGAAGUACUGGCAGCGGCUGGUGGAGACCUUCAAGCAUGCGUACGGACAUCGCACCAAUCUCGGGGACAUUCACUUUGAGCCGGAGGUGCAGGAGGUCUACGAGAACCUCAUCGAUCCCUCCUUCGCAGCGCAGAUACGCGAACUGAUCCUCGAUGAUCGCACCUUCACGAACAUGUCCUACUACGGAGCGAACUUCACCAAUGUGCCGGAUCAUGGCACGGCGCACAUUUCGGUGCUGGCCCCCAACGGGGAUGCCAUCUCCGUGACGAGCACAAUCAACAGCCAUUUGGGGGCCAAGGUGCGCUCCCGCCAGACGGGCUUCAUUCUCAACGAUCAGAUGGAUGACUUCUCGACACCCGGACGCAUCAAUAUCUAUGGGAUACCCGCCAGUCCGGCCAACUACAUAAAGCCCGGCAAGCGGCCCAUUUCCUCCACCUGUCCCAGCAUUGUGCUCGACUCGCAGGGCAAUGUGAAGCUGCUGGUGGGCGGCGCCGGUGGCUCCAAGAUCACCACCUCCGUGGCCCAGACCAUUCUCCGCUACUUUGUCCUCCACGAGCCCAUUGAGCGGGCCGUCAACGCCGGCCGCCUGCACCACCAGCUGGAUCCCAUGUACAUUGAGGUGGAGCCGGAUGUGCCCCGGCACACGGUCGCCUAUCUGCGUCGCAUCGGGCACGAGGUCAGGUAUUUGGAGGGGGACAAGGCCUACUCCGCACAGACGGCCAUUGGCCUCAUGGACUCUGAGCCGCAUCCCGUCUGUGAUCGCCGUCGCGUGGGCAGCGCCGUUGUUGUGGAGCCAUCGGAACCCUAAGCCGCAACAUCCAUCAAUCUAUUAAAAUCU